AAAUAAUAUGGCGACAGUGCGGAAAUUCGCUAAAAACCGAUCUGUAGAAAUAGUUAAGCCGGUGCGAACUCUUUGCAAUCAUCCGAUAGUUACGAACUGCGGCUAACGUACGUAACUCGCGAUUCGCGCGGAUUCGAAAAUCGAAUUUAUAUUUUGUGACCGUUUCAUAAAGCGCUUGGAGUAAAUAAAUUAUAAGAACAUUAUAAAACGUCCCUGAUUAAGUGUACAGUGAUGAAAACUUGGUCGUGAAUAAUUUAUAUUACAAUUGCAAGCGUAAUUAUGGCUAUUGAAAGUACAAAGAAUGGUAAAGAUAACAAUCAUUCUCAGGAAAAUUUUUACGUCAUAAAUGGAGGUAAUGUAGUUAUCGCUAAAGAUGAUUUGUACAAGAAUACUUCAUGCAAAGAUUCAAAGGGUACAAACGUGAAGAAAGAGCAAGAAGAUGUCAACAGUUUCGAUGGACUGAACGUUUUUCAAAAAUUCAAACGCAUGAUAUCAUUAAUAACGGUUGAACCAAUAUUAGCCUGUUAUGUUAUGCCAUCUGUACUAGCAGCACUAGCAACACAAAAUCUAUAUUUAGAAAAGGCCUGUAGAGUAAACUUAAAGUUUGAUCAUCAUGUAUGCGAUGCUUUAACAAAAAGAGAAACAGUGAAUUACACAUUGGAAGAAGAAGCUGUGCAGACGUUAGUAGCAUCUGUGGCAGGAUGGAAAACCGUACUGCAAUCAUUUUUACCAUGCGGCGUAUUAAUAUUUCUAGGAGCCUACAGCGAUAGAGUUGGACAAAGAAAGUUUUGUAUGCUUUUGCCAAUUGUCGGUGAAUUUUUGACCAGUAUAGGGCUGAUAAUAAACACGCAUUUCUUUUAUGAAUUGCCCGUUGAGGUGGCUGCUGUCACAGAAGCCAUAUUUCCUGCUCUAACUGGAGGCUGGUUUACUAUGUUCAUGGGAGUUUUUAGUUACAUAGCUGAUGUUACAACAGAGGAGCAAAGAACACUACGUAUUGGAAUAGUGAAUCUAUUUUACUCUUUGGGAGUACCAGUUGGUGCAGCGCUUAGUGGAAUUUUAGUGCGAAAAAUAGGUUUAUAUGGUGUAUUUUCUAUAAGUGCCUCGUUAUAUGUCUUGAGCUUCUUAUACGGAUAUUAUAGGAUAAAAGAAGUUAAAAGGACCGAUCUAAUAGUGAAACCAAGCAAUAACUGUUGUGAAUGGCUUCGUGAUUUCUUUGACAUGCGUUACGUCAAAGAUACAAUGAUGGUAGCGUUUAAACGCGGACCAAACAACCGUCGAUUGAGAGUUAUCAUGUUGGUCAUUGUUCUUUGUGUUGUUAUUGGUCCUAUUUAUGGCGAGAUGUCUGUCAUGUACUUGUUUACGAGAUACCGGUUCAACUGGAAUGAAGUGGAUUUUAGUAUGUUUUCUACUUAUGCAAUGUGCACUUCUCUAGUUGGUACACUUUUCUCCGUGGGCGUGUUCAGUCACUUGUUGAAAUUUGAUGAUGCAGUCAUUGGAAUAAUAUCAUGCACUAGCAAAAUUUUGUCUGGUUUCAUGUAUGCUUUCUCUACGACGACAUGGCAAAUUUAUAUCGCACCGUUAAUUGAGAUAUUCAACGGUACAUCGUUCAUCGCUAUGAGGUCGAUGGUUUCUAAGCUUGUCGAAAAAGACGAGCUGGGCAAAACGAAUUCAUUCUUCGGUGUAGCUGAAGCGAUGAUGCCUUUGGUGUACGCACCUAUGUAUACAACUGUAUAUACAGCUACUAUAAAAACCUUCCCAGGUGCCUUCUUCUUGUUAGGAGGAGGUCUUACUGUACCCGCUGUACUUAUAUUUUUAUGGCUGUACUUGGAUUAUAAAAAGCGUGGUCCUCAACAACCUACAAAGGAAAACGAAACAGGUAAAGAGGAAGAGAAAAAUGGUAUAGAUAAUAAAGCUUUUGAGGAAGAAAAAAAUAAAACAAAAACGGAAACUAAUCAAGGCAUGGAAAGCAUAAAUCAAUCGCAAAUAGAAAUGGGAUUUACAGAAAGCAUGCUGUGUACAAGUAAACUGUGAUGUAUUUAGUUGAAAUAGGAUAAAUUACGGCCUUUCAUUUGUUGACGGCUCAUGUAAACUGUCAAUUCUGACGUAAGUAAAUUAAUUUGUAAUAUGACAUUAAAACGAAUUUAAAAUAUAUCAUUAAAUAAUUUAUAUUUACAAUUUUAAUUAUAUUUAUCAUCUACUUAAAAAAAAAUAAAGAAUUUUUCUAGAAAAAAAAGUCUAUUGUAAUGGUAUGCUGUGAUAUUUGUGAUAUAUGUAUAUUGAAUAUUAUUGUCAUAUUUGUUUUCAAAUUCCAUUGUGUCAUUUCAGCAGUUUUAAGGCUAUUCCACUGUGAUUUUGUAUAAAUAAAUUAUAUUAUAACUAUACAUAUACAUAAAAUUCUUUGAUAUUUCUUGGUACUUAAAAUUUCAUAUUAUUUAACAUUUGUCCUUAAAAUAAUUGGAUUAAUAUUUAAAUUUUGUUUAGUUAUGUUAAUAGGCUACUUUUUUAUCAUACAUAGUUUUAAUAACAAUAAUUUAUACUAAUUUAAUAAUUUAUAAUGAGCAAUCAAAAAUGUGUUUUCGGCAAAAAUUGUAAUUCUAUAUUAUAUAUACAACUGACAAUAUAUGUACUUAUUUAUAGUUAGGCGUAUGAACUUAAGUGAAAAAUAAAAUAAUGUUUCCUUGUUA
This is a messenger RNA of Danaus plexippus (monarch butterfly), 2684 nucleotides long. RefSeq names its product lysosomal proton-coupled steroid conjugate and bile acid symporter SLC46A3-like. Gene Ontology annotation, cellular component: membrane. The coding region runs from base 280 to 2031 and encodes 583 amino acids. Gene Ontology annotation, molecular function: transmembrane transporter activity. NCBI's taxonomy places the organism in Eukaryota, Metazoa, Arthropoda, Insecta, Lepidoptera, Nymphalidae. The transcript has 8 exons. The record is from RefSeq and is a predicted model, not a curated record. Gene Ontology annotation, biological process: transmembrane transport.